This is a messenger RNA of Pimephales promelas (fathead minnow), 2173 nucleotides long. It is a transcript of the gene gpatch4, whose product is annotated as G patch domain containing 4. NCBI's taxonomy places the organism in Eukaryota, Metazoa, Chordata, Actinopteri, Cypriniformes, Leuciscidae. Gene Ontology annotation, cellular component: nucleolus. The record is from RefSeq and is a predicted model, not a curated record. Gene Ontology annotation, molecular function: nucleic acid binding.
AAUUCUUCAUGCUUCCAUCCAACCCUUCUUUCCCAAUUUGAGCAUAAUGAAUCUUGACAUAGCCAUCCUGGAAUAUGACCAAACAGCAACUAUCUCUCUAUGUGUGUUCAUUCAAACUGCCCUUUUCAGAGAACGCGUUUCGUUAAUCGAGAUCAAUGACCCUUUUCGCUUUCCAUAGUUACCUAGCUGGUGUCAUGUCUGCUUCCUUGCUGAACGCGUGCUAGCGAUUAUUGCUUACCUCUUUUUGCGGUACGAGCCUGAAAUGUAUGGCAGUGUUUUAUUGAAAAUUACACUGAAUUAACGCAUAUUUAAUAUUGCUUAAUCUGUUUUACAACUGCUUCACAUUUUCGGAUUCUGAGUUGUUCUGGAAAUGGACAAAGAAAAGAGUACAGGGCUAAAAUUCGCAGAGGAGCAGCUUCUGCGACACGGAUGGGAAAAAGGUAAAGGACUGGGAAGAUCAGAGAAUGGCAUCUCAGAGGCUAUUAAAGUCAAAAUUAAAUAUGGUAAAGGAGGGAUGGGCCAUAAGGAAGGUGAGCAGUUCAGUUUUCACUGGUGGGACCAUGUUUUUAACAAAGCCUCAUCCAGUCUGGUUGUGGAAGCAGCGCAGACUGGUGUGGUGGUGACGAAGUCAACUGACAGCAGUGAUGGAUUGAUCUCUAACAAGAAGCCACGCAAAGCUCAGCAAGCCAAGUCCAUGCUCUAUGGAUGUUUUGUCAAGUCAGCUACACUGCUGUCAGGUGAGCAGCCAGAAAAGACCUCUGAUUCAGAUGAUAGCAGCAGUUCUGAAGAUGAGGACCAGAAACUGGACCUUUCCACCACUACCAAGCUGUCUGAUGCAGAUCUGCUAAAAGCUUGUGGAGGACGAACAGCACACAAAGGAGCCAGACAUGGACUUACCAUGAGUGCCAAACUGGCUCGGCUUGAGCAGCAGGAGCAGGAGUUCUUAAACAAGUAUGGUAAGAAGAACCACACUGCUGAAACAUCCACAAGCAGCACAGAUCGUCUAAACCCUGUGGGACACUCAGAUAUUAAAGAGAAAACAAAACGCAAGAAAUCAAAAAGGCAGGAUGGACCCUCAGAGAAUAAUAUCCAUGAAGAUGAGAUGGAAACACAGGUCCUCGUUUCAAGUAAUGACACCGAGGACAGCAAGCCCCAAAAGAGGAAAGACUCUAAUGGUGUUUCUAUGAACGAUGAUAUUAUCACAGAUGUUGAGCCAAAGAAGAAGAGAAAGAAAAAUCGCAAAGAAAAAGAAGCACCUGAGGAUGGUCUCAAUGGAGAAUGCAGCGUAGACGUGAAUGAAGUGUUCACACACGCAUCAGAGGAACGAGAAGCACACCGGCCGAUGGAUGACAGCAUUCACAAGAAGAAGAAAAAAAAGAAACGGUCCAAGGUAGUUGCUGAGACAGCUGGCACAGAUGAGAUCUUUGAGUAUUCCACAGACGCACACGGCAAACAACCACAGGAGGGCAGUAUUGAGCAUCAACAAACCUCUGGCAAUGUCUCGAAGAAGAAAAAGAAAUCCGUCAUGGACCUCUAUGAAACCUCUCCAUCCGCAGAUGUGGAAAACUCAACUGGUGUGAUGACAGCGACAGAGGACACUGGCAAUGAAGCACAGAUAACAGGAGGACAGGAGAACAAGAAGAGGAGCAAGAAAAGGAAACGAAACAAAAAGGAGCAGGAGGAGGUGGUAGAGAAUGUUCAGUGUGAGGAGUCCACGCCAAAGAAAAAAAAGAGCAAAAAGUGAUCGCAGAAACUCACUACAAACACAAGGGUGAUGGCUGACGAUCAGGAUCUGUGCUGAUGAAACAAUUCUCAACUGUUAAGUUUCAGACUAUUAGUUGAGACAUGACAACAUGCAAAUGUGUUUGUUACACAUCACUCAUAUUUAUUCUUAGAAAUCAACAGGUGACAUGAAAUAAGCUUUUUACUGGUAAGAUUUGUUAUUCAUUUGUGUAAUGCAUAUUACAUAACAUAAAAAUGUGAUUAUAUAUGAAUAGUUUUAAAAAGUGUGGCAUGAUCUGUGUGGAUGAAAGAUUUUUCUCAGUCGCUAAAGCUGAACUUUUUUUAAUGGCGUGAUGGGUGCAAUAAGACGUAAUUUUCUCAGAUUUGUCAGUACCUUAAAAUAUUGCUAACAAAUCAAACUGAACUGGGAAAUAAAAUGAUUUCUGAGAUA